AUGUCUUCAAUUCAGUCCUUAAAUACCACGAAUAAGGAAUCAAGCAAUUUUUGAAAUUUUACUAAUAACAUUACUAUAGAAACAGUUUUUCAAGGCAAGAUUUUUCUAAAGUCUAAGAAUGCGGCCUUUAAAUCAUGUGAGCUAGCACUUGCUCAAAACUAUCUUAUAAAGAUAAUUCCGAAUUCGGCCAAUAAAGUCGCUUUAUUGGAUAAAAAAAUCAUAGAACCUUUUACAGAAGCUAUUGAUCAGACAGAACUAUUUGGGUUUAAAAUAAGUGAUAGUGAAGUUUCUCAAAGGUUUUAUGUAGAAAAUAGAGAAAAACUUUAUGAAUGGCUUGCUGCUUUCCAAGUGUUGAAUAAAAAUUUUAUGAGAAAAAUAAAAGAUGACCGUAAUAUUCAAAACACUAUGGUGACUUCAGAAGAACUUCAGAAUUCUAAAGAAGAAUCUGAUGGUAUUUCAUUGUCUUGUCUUAUAAAAAACCAAUAUAAAGAGACAAUUCCUGAAGCUUUGUCCAUAAAAAAUACUAAGCAAGAAUAUUUAACUUCAGUUUAUGCAUUAACGAAUUUUUCUGACGAUUUUACCUUACUGAAUGAAAUAGGACACGGAACUGUUGGCAAGGUGUAUCUUGCUAAUAAUAAUUCUACAGGAAAGCAAUUUGCUGUAAAAGCUAUCAAUAAGGAAGACUUAGCAAAAAAUGAGAUGGGCCUAGAAAAUCUCGUAAACGAAAUUAAGGUAAUGAGAAAACUCAAUCACCCGAACAUAAUUAAAAUCCAUGAUGUUUAUGAGUGCUCAAACCAUAUAUGCUUAAUACUUGACUACGUUGAGCAUGAUAAUUUAUUUUCAAGAAUUAUUGAAAAAAAAGCAUUUGAUGAGAAUACCGUAGCCCGGUUUGCUACAAAACUAUUAAGUGUGCUUGACUAUUUAAGCUCCCUUAAUAUUAUUCACCGUGACAUUAAGUUAGAAAACAUUCUAAUGACUUCUGAGGAUAACGAUUACGAUUUCAAAUUAGCUGAUUUUGGGCUUGCAGCUGAAUUAAAUGAGAAUUCACUAACAAGGUGUGGCUCUCCUGGCUAUAUAGCUCCUGAGAUUCUAAAUUCCCCUCUCUGUGAGCGAACAAAAAAAUUUGUUGGUUCACGGAGAAGGGCUAUCUUACUUUUUAAAAAAUUUAUAGUAGAUUUUAUUUUCAAAAUUUUAAUUUUAAUUCACAAAAAUUGGAAAACAAAUAUUUAUAUAAUUUGUAAAAUUUACCACAUUCAUUUAAAAUUAGCCAGAAUUAGCUAGAGAUUUCAUUAUAUUAAUUUGUUACUUAUAUAUCAAAUUUUGGUUUCAUAAAAAUUUUGAUCGCUCACGAAUGGUGGGAUUUUCCAAUAGUUUUGUUCGCUUACGGAGGGGGGAAUAAGAAAGUUGUCAUAUGAUUUCAAAGCUGAUAUUUUUAGCUCAGGUGUCAUUUUUUAUAUACUAUUAUCCGGAAAAAUGCCAUUUAGUGGCAGAAAUACAAUAGAAAUUCUACGUAAAAAUCGAGACGGUAUUGUUUCAUUUCAAAAUGAAAUUUGAAGGCAUGUGUCUAAAAAAGGUAUUCGAUUUAUUAUGAAAUUGAUGGAACCUAAUCAUAAAUUAAGACCCUUUGCAAAAGAAGCAUUGGGUGAUCCGUGGCUUCAGCGAGGACUAAAUAAACUUGAUAAAAAGCUCUCAAAUAAAACAUUAGCGGAGAGCGUGAAUAAAAAAAUGAAAAUCGGACCUUAA
Molecule: messenger RNA, 1743 nt
Organism: Blepharisma stoltei
Lineage: Eukaryota; Ciliophora; Heterotrichea; Heterotrichida; Blepharismidae
Source: the annotation of a GenBank genome assembly